AUGGGGGCUCAGCUGGAUGGGAUUGGACUGCAGCGACACCACCAGGUGCUUGCCCCCGUCUGUGGCAAGUGGCCGCCAGCUACCAGCUCCAAGUGGUGCAGGCACUUGCAGGCCCAGGUGCUGGCUGUCAUCGGCUUCUGCCUUGUAGCGGUCAGCGGCGGGGAGGAGAUCGAGACUCUGGCGCCCAAGGCAGCAGACAAGGUCGAGGAUUCAGUCACCACCAAACUGACGCCCAGCAUCGCAGAGGACCCCAAAAGUAAGACGGAGAAGCGGGACUCAUCAGAUCAGACAGGAGCCAUCUUCCCGGGCAGGCCCACAAAGGAUACACCAUUCCGACCCAUCUACCCUUCGGCCAACUUCUAUGAGGCGCCAACGCAAAUCUUUGGACCCACGACCGUUCGCUACACGGCAGCGGAGGCGGCACCGCAAAACUACUACGAUAAGCCGGAGAGCGGAGCGGCAAUUCGAUAUGGCCCCCCGCCAUCAGGACCGUCCGGUGCGGGGGCAGGAUCGCAUAAGCCUCCGGUGCAGUAUGCCCAGCAGGGGCCGACCACGGCGCAUCGCUUCAGCUUUGCAGCUGCACCGCAAGUGGAGCUCUAUCAGCGGCCAGCCGCCACUAAGUCGGUUUCAUUGGGACCGGGAGGAACCCACCAGCAACAGCAGCAGCAGCAUCAGCAACAGAUUUUCAAUUACGGCGAUGUGGAAUCCGAGGGAGGACCCAUUUAUGAACGAGCGGGACCACAGCAAUACCAAUUAACUCUGCCCCACCACCACAGCCACCACAAGUUUCAGCAGCUAAGUGCACCGCGGCAACAGCGCAUUCAAUACAUCAUUGCCAUACCACUCUCCUACAUGCGUCAGCUGCAGCAACAGCAGCAGCAGCAACAGCAGCAGCAGCAACAGCAACAACAGCUGCAACAUCAUCUGUUGGUGGCUCAACCAACACCAUCCGCCAGUCCUGCCAGCAGCACCUCCACCACCUCCAGCACAUCCACUAGCUCUGCACCAGCGUCAACGGCAACGCCGGGGCCUAGGCAUCAUUCCAUCACGCAGCUGUUCGGACCGCUGGCUCGUGAUCAUCAGGGCUUGUAUCGACCCUACUAUCAGUCGGAUGCAGCCAAUGCACCACUGACGGGGAUAGGCACCCCGGCUGGGCCAAGCCCGCCCAGAAACCAGCAGCAGUAUGUCCAGAUACCAGCCAGUCUGCUCCUUGCCGCCGCCCAGCAGCUCCAGCAACAGCAUCAGCAGCACCAGCAGCAGUCCCAACAGCAGGCGGUCUAUGCCAAGGCUGCACCACCACCCACCUAUCAGCAGCUCAUCUAUCAGCCACAGCCACAGGCACCACAGCACCACCCCCAGCUGCAACUUCAGCGUAUCUUCCUGCAACCGCCGCACGCUCAAACAUCAGCUAUCUACGCCGAACAGCCAGGCGGCCCUUUGUAUGCAUAUCCGCUACAUCAACAGCAGCGGAUGAAACAGUCACAGCAGCAGGAGCAGCAACAACACAAAUACACACCGGCAUCGGGAUCCGUGGCGGGGCCAACAGCAGCAACAGCAACAGAAGCAGCAGGAGUAACAGGAGAAGUGGCAGCAACAGCGCCGGCAGCAACAGAACCGGCAACAGCAACACGUCCAGCCGCCCAGCACUUACCCAUCGUGCACUACAAUCCAAUUUACGUGCAGGCACCCGCCGAGCAGCAACAGCAGCUACAGCAGCAGCAGCAACAUCAAUUUGCCAUAUUGCCACGUUUUAGCAAUAAUAACCCAAAGGCCGCUUACCAUCUGGGGCAUGAAUCAACGCCACCGAUUCAUGUUGUCAGAUUGUCAGCGGCUGGUGCCCCCGGCCCGCCCAUCCACCAUUUCCAUCACUAUCAGCCGGGUCCGGGCUCGGGCUCAGUGCCGGUUUUGCAACAACUUUAUCAUGCCCCGCAGCAGCAAUACGUAUCGCCAUAUGCCCAUGCUACCGAAGAAGUUCCUCUUCCUGGACCCGUCUCAAUGCCCACUACGGUGCCUGGCAUGACCCACGCCUCGCCAGCGAUUAUUCCAUAUUUCAGCCAUCCGGGUGCCGUGCAUUAUGGCACGCAUUUGUAUCACCCGGCAGCGGCAGCCACGGCAACGGGAACGGGAACGGGACCGGCAACGGGCUCAACAGCAGCCACAGCAACACUAAGAGGAGGAGUAGGUGCACCAUCAAGCAGCAAGCAGCAGUCAACGGUUGGUGCAGCCGCAACAAGUGGAGGACACUCACCAGGUGGCGGCAACAAUAUUGUGAAAUAUCCCUAA
Molecule: messenger RNA, 2283 nt
Organism: Drosophila persimilis
Lineage: Eukaryota; Metazoa; Arthropoda; Insecta; Diptera; Drosophilidae
Exons: 5
Coding region: 1-2283 (760 amino acids)
Source: RefSeq, a predicted model, not a curated record